Messenger RNA from Musa acuminata subsp. malaccensis (wild Malaysian banana), 1219 nucleotides. RefSeq names its product derlin-2.2. The record is from RefSeq and is a predicted model, not a curated record. Gene Ontology annotation, molecular function: misfolded protein binding; ubiquitin-specific protease binding. Lineage: Eukaryota; Viridiplantae; Streptophyta; Magnoliopsida; Zingiberales; Musaceae. Gene Ontology annotation, cellular component: endoplasmic reticulum membrane; Hrd1p ubiquitin ligase ERAD-L complex. Gene Ontology annotation, biological process: endoplasmic reticulum unfolded protein response.
GGCAACGCCGUUGCCAUGGACAUAUUUAAUGUGGUUCGCUACCAACUCGAUCCGGUCCACCUUGUGGUACUUCAACGCGUCUCUCACCCUCAACCAAUUUCACGAUUGGGUUUUGGCUUCUUGGCUUGUGGAUUGCGAGGCGUGCGUUCCUUCCCACCUUCUCUGUUGGGUUCCGACUCGGUGUUUUUGGAAAUGGCGCAAGCGGUGGAGGAAUGGUACCAGCAGAUGCCCCUCAUCACGAGAUCGUACCUCACUGCGGCCGUCGCCACUACCCUCGGGUGCUCGAUCGAGAUACUAUCGCCAUACAGUUUGUAUCUGAAUCCCAAGCUCGUCUUGCAGCAGUAUGAGAUUUGGCGGCUGGUCACGAACUUCUUGUACUUCGGGAAAAUGGACUUUGACUUCCUAUUCCAUAUGUUUUUUCUGGCUCGAUACUGCAAGUUGCUUGAGGAUAACUCAUUCAGGGGCCGGACAGCUGAUUUUUUCUUCAUGCUUUUAUUUGGUGCAACUGUGUUGACUGGGAUUGUUUUAAUUGGUGGGAUGAUACCGUAUGUGUCUGAGACUUUUGCAAAGUUUUUCUUCCUGAGCAAUUCUUUGACGUUCAUGAUGGUCUAUGUUUGGAGCAAGCAUAAUCCUUUUAUUCCCAUGAGUUUCUUGGGUCUUUUCACUUUUACUGCUGCUUAUCUACCAUGGGUUCUUCUGGGGUUCUCUGUUCUUGUUGGCAGCAACGCAUGGGUGGAUCUUCUGGGCAUGAUUGCGGGUCAUACAUACUAUUUCCUCGAGGAUGUCUAUCCUCAAAUGACAGGACGCCGACUGCUGAAAACCCCUUGGUUUAUUAAAGCACUCUUUGCAGAUGACAAUGUGGUGUUGGCGGCAGAUGCCAGAUUUGCUCCACCAGCACAGAAUCUUCAUCAAGAUUGAUGAUGAUCGUCUGGUCGUGUAACAUUUGGCGAGAAGGCUGAGCUCAUCUUUGUACUAUAGGUGGAAAAACUGAAUUCACCCUUUUUUCCUUUAGAACCUAAUAUGCAAAGUGUGUUGUAAAUGCAGAAGUUUUAUAAUGGACGGCACUUAUUGGUAGAUUUAUUUUUAGUUUUGUCGAUGAAGGGUGCCAGGUUGCAGCAUCCGGAUUCAAACAAUUAACUGAACACAUAGAAGAUAUAGUGGCAAUUAAUUGUGGUCAAAUGCCAGGAGAGCAACAGAGAAAUACUGCCGCUUUGUUGUG